Messenger RNA from Diatraea saccharalis (sugarcane borer), 474 nucleotides. The record is from the annotation of a GenBank genome assembly. Lineage: Eukaryota; Metazoa; Arthropoda; Insecta; Lepidoptera; Crambidae.
AUGGAGGAAGUUAAAUGCAUUAAACAGGAACUUUCUGGACUUAAGGAGUCUUGCGAAUUCAACCGCAACCAAUCAGAUAGACAAGCGCUUAAAAUUUCCAAUUUAGAACUGAAGAUAUCCAACAUACUAAAAAUGGAAUCUUCUAUUGAUGCGACGACCUAUAAAAUUAAUGCUCUUGAGAAAGGCUUGGCACUUAGAGAUCAGUGGACUCGUCUUAACAAUAUUGAGGUUAAGGGUGUACCAAUUAAAACAAACGAAAAUAUUUUCUCUGUUAUCAAGUCGUUGACUAAUGAAGUGGGCCAAAGCUGUCGUAAGUACCAAAUAAAUUAUAUUGCGAGAGUACCGAUGCAAAACCACAAAGAGAAAUAUAUAGUCAUAAAUUUUGUUAACCGCUAUAUCAAGGAAAAGUUCAUAGCUGCAGCACAGGCUAAGAAACAUAUAACUGCUGCUGAUAUUGGAUUUGGAGUCAACUGA